GGCCACGAGCUGAUUGGCCGCUCCGCAUCGGACAGGAAGUUAUGACCGAAGGAGGGAAAUUUGAUCGUUGGGCUCGAGCUGAGUUUAAAAAGUGAGACGAGCGCGCGGAGCCGGAGCCGGUCCCGGGUCAGGGCGCGGGAGCUGUGAGCAAGGUACGGAUUGAAGUAAGGUUAAAGUUGAUGGUCUACUAUGGCAGUUGAUGACGAAGAGCUGUUGAAACACUAUGAAUUACAGGAAACCAUUGGUGCAGGGGGGUUUGCUAAAGUGAAGCUGGCUUGUCACAUGUUGACAAGGGAAAAAGUUGCUGUAAAGAUAAUGGACAAAGAAUCUCUUGGGGAAGACCUGCCUCGUGUUCAAACGGAAAUCGAAGCAAUGAAGAAUCUGAGUCACCAGCAUAUAUGCCGUUUGUAUCAUGUUAUUGAGACGGCAAAUAAAAUCUUCAUCAUUAUGGAGUACUGCCCUGGAGGAGAAUUAUUUGAUUACAUUAUUGCAAAAGACCAUUUAUCGGAAGAAGAAGCUCGUAUUUUUUUCCGACAGAUUGUAUCGGCUAUUGCUUAUGUUCACAGCCAAGGCUAUGCUCAUCGUGAUCUUAAACCGGAAAAUCUACUAAUUGAUGAAGAUCAUAAUUUGAAGUUGAUUGAUUUUGGCCUUUGUGCAAAACCCAAGGGUGGUUUAAAUUACCAGUUAACAACUUGCUGUGGUAGCCCUGCCUAUGCAGCACCUGAACUUAUUCAAGGGAAAGCUUAUAUUGGAUCUGAGGCAGACAUCUGGAGUAUGGGAGUCCUCUUAUAUGCACUUCUUUGUGGAUUUCUUCCAUUUGAUGAUGAUAAUAUGAUGAUUCUAUACAGGAAGAUACUGAGGGGAAAAUUUAACAUACCUAAAUGGCUCUCACCUACAAGUGUACUCAUUUUGAAUCAAAUGUUGCAGGUGGAUCCAAAGAAGCGGAUCACUAUAAAACAUCUUCUGAACCACCCUUGGCUAAUGCAAGAUUACAGCUACCCGGUUGACUGGCAUACCAGAUAUCCAAUUGGUCAUCUUGAUGAGGACUGCAUUACAGAGCUAUCAGUUUUCUUCAAAUGCUCCAAGAAGAGCACGUCCCGUUUGGUGUCAGAGUGGAAAUAUGAUCGAAUAACUGCUGCAUAUCUGCUACUAUUACAUAAGAAAAGUCAUGGAAAGCCAGUCCGCUUGCUUCCUUAUGCAGAAAAUCAACAGGUGUCAACACCUCUAACAGAAUUGAAAUCAAAGAGAAAUACAUACUUUGAAGAUUUGGAAGAUAAUCAUCCCUGUCUGCGUGGAUCACUGGACUUUAUGGAUGAUGGCAUCCUCUCUGAAGACUCUAUUUUUGCAGCCACGUCCCAUAUUGCAAAGAGCACACUUAAAGAUUCCACAGAAGAAAAUUUACAAUCUUCGGGUAAACAAAAACUUGCUGCAAAGAAAUCCGAAAACAAAGAAAAUAUGAAGCGAAUAAAAAUGAACAUGGAUGCCCACGAUCACUUUGCACAACCUGAAGCCAAGACACCAGUUCUUCAGAAAAGCCAUGAAAAUAAAUAUAAGGUUACUCCCAGAAAAAAUGAUAUUGUUCUUCAUAACGCUAUGAUCAACCACAACAAAGAAGCAUCUACAAACCAGGAUUCGAAUCAAGGGCACAUGACUGCAUCAUUUAGUCCAGAGAGACGGACUCGUUCAUUAGACAUGGAUCUAUAUCAGGCUACUGGUGAAAGCAGUCAAAAGAAGAAAGGAGCCAAGAUGUUUGGAAGCUUAGAACGUGGAUUGGACAAGGUGAUCACGAUGUUAACUCCAGGCAAACGGAAAAAGCCCUUUAGAGAUGAACCAAGGAGGAUCAAGGCACAAUAUAAUGUGACAACAACGACCAUGUUGAAUGCAGAUGAGGUUUUGAAUGAAAUAAUUCGAAUUUUACCUAUCAAGCGUGUAACCUUUGUGCAAAAGGGCUAUACUUUAAAAUGCCGGACUAGGUCAGAAUUUGGAAAGGUCACUAUGCAGUUUGAACUGGAGAUAUGUCAGCUCAGCAAGCCUGAAGUGAUUGGUAUCAGAAGACAGCGACUAAAGGGUGAUGCCUGGGUUUACAAACGCUUAGUUGAAGAUAUUUUAUCCAGUUCCAACAUCUAACUGGUCAAAAUUUUAAUUGGUUUAAGUCUUUUUUUAAUCUUGAACUGUUAUUAAAGGAAUACUUUGUUAUUAUAGCAUUAUCUUGUAGCAUUUACUAUUUUAAUGACACUAGCUUAAACAGUUUUUUUCUUUCAGUUUAAUUUAACCUAGCUGCUUCGGUAUACACUGACCACAACAAACAAAUUGUUUUGAAAAUGUGUGCAUGCAGAGGAUAUCCCUUUUUAGGGAUUAGUUUUCUUUUUAAAAAAAAAACUAAUUAUAUCUUUACUUCAACUUUGGGACACUGUCAGCUGAGAGGAUCCCUGUAAUGUACCAAUCAUGUAGGUUGAGAAAGGAUGUACUGAGUCGUCUGUGUUCCUCGCUCUAUAUACAUAAUAAAUUAUGCUAAAGUGUGAUCUUCCUAACUUGACAGCCACAAGUGAGUGAAUUUUAAGAAUAAUUUGUAUGUCAAAUAAGAAUAAUUAUAUGUAUGAUGGUCAAACAUCAUCAUAGAAGUUUGAAAUGGAGCAAAUUUAAAUUCAAUUUUAAAUUAAAUUGCCAUUGCCAAUAUUAAGGUAAACUUCACAAGCUAAAAAUUGACAUAAUUAAUACAUAUUUAAAAAAACAUGAAUAAAUGAACCACAUUGUUCUAUAGUAGUUGUUUAUAAUAACUUUUACAUUUUAUAUUUUUUGGAAUCAUCAUGUAACUUGUGUAAUUUGUAAAUGGUGUACCUUAUCUGUAUGAAGUAGGCUAUGCUGUAAUUCUUUAAUAAACUUGUAAAUUUUC
Messenger RNA from Leucoraja erinaceus (little skate), 2893 nucleotides. RefSeq names its product maternal embryonic leucine zipper kinase (gene melk). Bases 190 to 2127 code for a protein of 645 amino acids. Gene Ontology annotation, biological process: intracellular signal transduction; protein phosphorylation; microtubule cytoskeleton organization. The record is from RefSeq and is a predicted model, not a curated record. Gene Ontology annotation, molecular function: tau-protein kinase activity; protein serine/threonine kinase activity; ATP binding. Gene Ontology annotation, cellular component: cytoplasm. NCBI's taxonomy places the organism in Eukaryota, Metazoa, Chordata, Chondrichthyes, Rajiformes, Rajidae. The transcript is spliced from 18 exons.